This is a messenger RNA of Drosophila hydei, 1414 nucleotides long. RefSeq names its product glycoprotein-N-acetylgalactosamine 3-beta-galactosyltransferase 1-like. Gene Ontology annotation, molecular function: N-acetylgalactosaminide beta-1,3-galactosyltransferase activity. Gene Ontology annotation, cellular component: membrane. The transcript is spliced from 4 exons. The record is from RefSeq and is a predicted model, not a curated record. Bases 263 to 1414 code for a protein of 383 amino acids. NCBI's taxonomy places the organism in Eukaryota, Metazoa, Arthropoda, Insecta, Diptera, Drosophilidae.
CGAGAGCUACCACUCGUAAUACACUCAUUAGCCAAGGGUGAGGGAGUUUAUCUUUAUUACCAAAAAGUAUUUAUGACAAGUACAGAAGCAGAAACUCCAAAAUUUGCAGACGAUGUGAAGCGCUGAGAACAUAUUAGUUCCACCCACGCAACACAGCCAAAAGAGACUCAAGAGACCUGAAAGCCAAAGUCUACGUGUUACUGCACAGAGAAGUUACCUUUUAUAGCCUCUAGGCCAGCCAUUACCUGCAACACAAGCCCAAAUGACGUCUACUAGCCUAUUGGGACGAUCCUUACUUAAUGAAACACGUUUAAGCAAACGUUCAUUAGUCUCACUGAUUGUCGGCCUGGUCCUUGGUUUCUGCCUGGCUGAGCUAUAUAUCUACUCUUCCAUGCCGGAACGUGGCAAUAUUAACAAUGCCAAUCACAGUCACGACAUGCUGGAGCUGUCUGGCCCCGAGCAGGACAUCGGCACGCACGAACACUCAAACGAGAACACAAGCAUUGCCGAGAAAUUGCAUAGCGAAGUGCGCAUUCUCUGCUGGAUUAUGACAAAUCCCUCCAAUCACAAGAAGAAGGCGCGCCAUGUGAAGCGCACCUGGGGCAAGCGAUGCAACAAGCUGAUCUUCAUGAGCUCAGCCAAGGAUGAGGAGCUGGAUGCUGUGGCCCUGCCCAUUGGCGAGGGUCGCAACAAUCUGUGGGGCAAGACAAAGGAGGCCUACAAAUACAUCUACGAGCAUCAUAUCAACGAUGCGGACUGGUUCCUCAAGGCUGACGAUGACACCUAUACGAUUGUGGAGAACAUGCGCUAUAUGCUAUAUCCCUAUAAUCCAGAGACGCCCGUCUAUUUUGGCUGCAAGUUCAAGCCAUAUGUCAAGCAGGGCUAUAUGUCCGGUGGAGCUGGCUACGUGCUCAGUCGCGAGGCAGUGCGUCGCUUCGUGGUGGAAGCCUUGCCCAAUCCCAAGCUAUGCAAAAAGGAUAACGACGGCGCCGAGGAUGUUGAGAUGGGCAAAUGCUUGGAGAAUGUCAAAGUGAUGGCUGGUGAUUCCCGUGACUCUAUUGGACGUGGGCGCUUCUUCCCUUUUGUGCCGGAAGAUCAUUUGAAACCCAAUGUGGACCCAAAGUACUGGUACUGGCAGUACCUCUACUACAAGACAAAUGAGGGUAUGGACGGCUGCUCGGAUUAUGCUAUAUCAUUCCACUAUGUCUCGCCCAAGCAAAUGUAUGUGCUAGAGUAUUUUAUAUAUCAUUUGCGACCAUAUGGUAUAGUUGAUAAGCCAGAUGUAUUGCCCAAUAAGCUGGCGCUGGGCCAACUGAUGCCAGCACCCAAAGAGCUAAAUCAGACUGAAGAAUUCAAGCCAGCGGAGCAGUCGAAUACGACCAAUACGACCAAAUCGGAACAGGAAGCACGAUGA